UAUACCAAGGCCUUGUGGGUAGCAUCGCGGUUGGGGAGAUGCGAGCGAGCGCUAUUGGGAAGAGGAUCGUGCUGCCAGGGACGCAUCAAGGAAGCAAUCGAGACAUGAAGCGGAGGCACAUGGACGCCAUGGCACUGGUGCAGACAUCUGGGAAGCCUGACAUCUUUUUGACUAUGACAUGCAAUCCUAGCUGGGAGGAGAUACUGAAUGAGCUGCUUCCUGGCCAGACACCCCAGGACCGACCAGAUCUUGUCGCACGCGUGUUCAGGGCCAAGCUGGAGACCAUGAAAGAGAUGUUGUUCAAAAAGCACAUCCUUGGUGUUGUGGUAGCGCAUGUGUAUGUCGUCGAGUUCCAGAAGAGGGGCCUCCCCCAUGCACACUUCCUGCUGAUCAUGAAUUCAAAUUAUAAACUCGUGGUGCCAGAGCAGUAUGACCGCGUCAUAUCUGCAGAGCUCCCGGACAGGCAUAAGUAUCCAGAGCUCUAUGCCAUGGUCGUGAAGCAUAUGAUGCACGACCCAUGUGGCAAUCUUAAUCCCAAAAAUAUACAUUAAAAUAUCUAUUUCAAGAAAAUGCUAAUCAUGUAUUUGAAAAUGCUACUCCCUCUAUCCCAUAAUGUAAGACGUUUUUUGACACUACACUAGUGUCAAAAAGCGUCUUACAUUAUGGGACGGAGGGAGUAUAUGUGUAUAAAAAUAAUGUUUCAGAUGUAUACAAAAAUGUAUAGUGUGCAUGAAAAAAGUGGACAUUAAAACAUGUAUUUGGAAAAAGUUAAACAUGUAUAAAAAUAUGCUCCAGAUGUAUACAAAAAAGUACAUUGCGUGUGAUAAUAAAUAGACAUGUUGUGAAAAAAAGAAAAACAGUGAAAAAACUAACAAAUAAAACUGAAUAGAAAGAAGGAAAAAGGAAAGGAAAACAAUUUUAAAAACCAAUGAAAAUUGAAAUAAGACCGCUGCAAAACAAAAGAAAUGGUGAAAACCAGAGAAAACAAUGGAAACAAAUGAAAACCAAAAGAGCCCAAAAAACCCUUACAAGAUAUCAAAACCAGUGAAAACUGAGAAAGAAAGGUAGAAAACCGGUGAAAAAAAUGAAAAACAGAACACCGAGAAAAACAGUGAAGACAUAAAAGAAAGCCGAAAAACAAAAAGAAAAAAAGGAAAAGAAACCCUGGAGAAAACUGGGCCAAAAUCGGUAGAACGACCGAAGAUACCACUCGCGAGUGAGUUUCUUCCAUCG
Molecule: messenger RNA, 1233 nt
Organism: Aegilops tauschii subsp. strangulata
Lineage: Eukaryota; Viridiplantae; Streptophyta; Magnoliopsida; Poales; Poaceae
Source: RefSeq, a predicted model, not a curated record